UUUCUCUCAAAUUAACUGAGAAAAUGAAUUUGAGUCAGAGAUUCCUGCAUACAACAGCAGUCUCCAAUUAUGCUUCUGGUUCAGGAGGUUUUAAUAGAGUAAUAACACAACUUGAGAAAAUUGUGAGAGAUGACUGUAAAUCUGGAAAGGUUGAUCAUGGGUUUUGUUUGCUGGGAGAAAUUAUAAAGAGAGGUUAUCAUCCUGAUACUGUCACUUUCAAUACCCUGAUUAAAGGGUUGUGUAUCAAGGGUGGGAUUGAACCUGCCUUUAAGUUGUUUGCUGAAAUGACUCAUACGGGUAUCCGGCCUGAUGCAUAUACAUGUAAUGCUCUUAUACACGGGCUUUGUAAAACCGGUGAAGUGGGUCUUGCUAUCCAGCUGAAAAUCAAGAUGGUGAAAUGGAACUGCAGACCUAAUGAUGUUUCGUAUUCUGUGAUUUUAGAUGCACUUUGCAAAGGAGAAUUAGUUGAUGAAGCUGUAAUUCUUUUCUCUGAAAUGCUUAGAGAUAUCAAUGUUGUACCCAACGUAGUUGUUUACACUUCCUUGAUCAGCGGACUUUGCAAUUCAGGCCGGUUUAGUGAAGGGAAAAGACUUUUUGACGAGAUGAUUAGUAGUGGAAUAUGUGCAAAUAUAAUGAUAGGCACAUUCUUGUGUCUUAUGUAA
Molecule: messenger RNA, 662 nt
Organism: Papaver somniferum (opium poppy)
Lineage: Eukaryota; Viridiplantae; Streptophyta; Magnoliopsida; Ranunculales; Papaveraceae
Product: pentatricopeptide repeat-containing protein At1g62914, mitochondrial-like
Exons: 2
Coding region: 24-662 (212 amino acids)
Molecular function (GO): protein binding
Source: RefSeq, a predicted model, not a curated record